Parasteatoda tepidariorum (common house spider) is the source of this 694-nucleotide messenger RNA. Its product is annotated as protein D2-like. Lineage: Eukaryota; Metazoa; Arthropoda; Arachnida; Araneae; Theridiidae. The record is from RefSeq and is a predicted model, not a curated record.
UAGUGGGAGUUUCUUAGACGCACAAUGUGUCUUAAAAAAUUCUCGUGAUCUUAACAACAAAAUUGGGUUUCAAGCUUAUGAACGAGCACCACGAUCAUUUAAAAUGAUGCUUUUAAGUUAUUCUUUAAUUCUUAUUCUUUACUUUCCGUGCAUUGUUUAUUCCAAUAAUAAUUGCAUUAAGAAAUAUUACAGCUCUGACAUUGUGCCUCAAAUUAUUGAUCAAGCUCCAGAACAAUUACUGCAGAUAAAUUUCGAUGGCCAUGAAAUUAGUUGUGGAGAAGAAACUCCAAAACCUCUUACUGUGAAUUCACCAAUGCUAAGUUUCGAAGCAGAGGACAACUCACUUAAUACAUUAAUUAUGAUUGAUCCAGAUAUUCCUAACCCAGAAAAUCCAACACUGGCCAAUUUUCGACACUGGGUAAUUGUAAACAUUCCAGGAAACAGGGUUCAAGACGGAGAUGUUAUCUCAGAAUAUGUAAACCCUAUGCCACCUAAAGGAUCAAAUCCACACCGAUACAUCUUGCUGGUAUACAGACAAUCAGAACUGGAAUCUAGCGAAAUGUUGCAAGACAAGAAAACUAACUUCAGUUUAGAUGAAUACAUCAGAAAACAUAACAUUGACAAUCCUUUCGCAGGAAAUUUCUUCUACGUCCAAUAUUAGUUGUGUCAUUUAUAAAAAUAUCAUUUAUAGCCA